AUGGUUGACCCAUGUUGUCCAGAAAUUACAACGAUUUAUUUGCUGAUAAGAGCAAAAAAACAGCAGGAUCCGCAGACUCGAUUCAAAGAGUUUUUUAAUGAUGUUGUAAGUCAAGUUACGUUAUUUUAUACGAAUGUUAGAGGAGCAAGGGAUCUUCUCUUGCUUGCACAAGAGAUGAAAAGCUUGAAGGCCUUUGUCUAUGUAUCAACGGCAUAUUCGCAYUGCGUAUAUAAUAAAAUUGAAGAAAAAUUCUAUAAGCCACCUAUAAAGACAGAAGACAUAAUUAAAUUGACAGAGAUUUUGAACGACGAUCAAUUAAAUUUACUUCUUGGUAACUCGCCCAACACUUACGCAUAUUCRAAGGCAAUCUGUGAAGAUACUGUACGGCAAUAUUCAAAUGAAAUUCCUACUUGCAUCGUUCGGCCAUCUAUUGUUGUCUGAACGGAAAAGGAACCAAUUGCYGGUUGGAUAAACAAUCUAUAUGGAAUAACAGGUGUUGCUGUAGGUAGUGCGACUGGUGUUUUACAUACGCUAUAUUGUAAUGAAAACUUUAUUUGCGACAUCAUUCCUGCCGACUAUGUUGUCAACAACAUUUUUGCUGUAGCAUGGGACGUUGCACAAAAACAGUUAGUCUAUACCACAGAUUAUAAAUCUCUCAAACAGAAACAACAAAUAUCUGCCUGGUUUAAUGUUCCGUCGAAAAAAGUUUUAUGGUACUACUCCUUUUGGUUUACCCGCAACUAUUCUUUUCAUAUUUUUCUGACAAUUUUUUUGCACUGGAUACCAGCAAUUAUACUAGACUCGCUAGCUUAUGUCACAGGAAGAAAGACAAGAUUGCUUAAAAUCUACAGAAAUAUAGAAAAGUUUAAAUAUGUAAUAAAUUUCGUUACAAACAACGAAUGGGAAUUUACAAACGAUAACGUUGUAAAAUUAUGGGACAAGCUAUCUGUAGUCGAUAAACAUAACUUCUUUUUUAAUGUUUCUGAUAUUGAUUGGGCGGGUUUUUCUGAUAUUUACUUAAAAGGAAUUCGAGUUUUUUUACUAAAAGACCCGAUGGAGACGGUUGAAGAAUCAAGACCAUUUUAUAGAAGGUAACUUUUUGAUUAUCUCUAUUUUAUCACAAUUAUUAUUUUUUUACCUAUUUA
Messenger RNA from Polistes canadensis, 1145 nucleotides. Its product is annotated as fatty acyl-CoA reductase 1-like. Gene Ontology annotation, cellular component: peroxisome. Gene Ontology annotation, molecular function: alcohol-forming very long-chain fatty acyl-CoA reductase (NADP+) activity. NCBI's taxonomy places the organism in Eukaryota, Metazoa, Arthropoda, Insecta, Hymenoptera, Vespidae. The transcript has 8 exons. The record is from RefSeq and is a predicted model, not a curated record. Gene Ontology annotation, biological process: long-chain fatty-acyl-CoA metabolic process.